Daldinia childiae is the source of this 1260-nucleotide messenger RNA. RefSeq lists its product as uncharacterized. The coding region runs from base 1 to 1260 and encodes 419 amino acids. The transcript has 2 exons. NCBI's taxonomy places the organism in Eukaryota, Fungi, Ascomycota, Sordariomycetes, Xylariales, Hypoxylaceae. The record is from RefSeq and is a predicted model, not a curated record. Gene Ontology annotation, biological process: protein autoubiquitination; proteasome-mediated ubiquitin-dependent protein catabolic process; protein polyubiquitination. Gene Ontology annotation, cellular component: cytosol; ubiquitin ligase complex; nucleus. Gene Ontology annotation, molecular function: ubiquitin protein ligase activity; cyclin binding; ubiquitin conjugating enzyme binding.
AUGAAUGAAUCACGUCCGGUUCUUAUAUACGCCGAACUUCUAUCGCGUAUACAAGGGGUAUCCGUCGGAUGCGAGCUUUAUACACCAAGCUCACCCGAUACUAAAGCCACCAUCUCAUCUGAUGGUUGGUUCUUCACAAUUCAUCACGAUGGCAUACAGACUUCCAUACAUCUCCCCGGGCAAGUCGUCUCAGUUAAGCAACUACCAAUACAGAGUAUCGGCAAGAAACAUCUCUCCUGUCGAUUGCCUCUUGCUUCAAGUCUAGAGCGCCAUGCAUUUUCCACGCCAGGAGAACAAACAGUUCCGUGGUCCGCGACUGAUCUUCAACCAGGAUCACACAUUACUUGUCGAAGAUGCCACGCCAACAUUGUUGAGCCUGGUUUAAUUAAAGUAUGGAAAGAUUUGCCCAGUGAGAACUGGGCUGAAAUGAUGGAAUUCUGGCAUUGCCAUAAACCUCAUGACCACGGACACGGACACGAACAUGAUGAUGAUGGUGUUGCCUCUAAAGCAUAUGGUGCGAAUUCUAGGAUAUCUGCCCAAGCAGGUGUCGGGUUUGUGGAUCUCUCCUCUUUUCUACUAUCAGAGACGGAUAUUUCUGUAUCGGCGAUAACAAAAGUUCCAUCCUCUUUAGAGUCACGCAGUGAAUCAGAAAAUCGUGAUGAGACACAUGAAAAUGGAGAACCACAUAGUUUACACCCAGACAACAUAUCCAUUUCCUGUGUAUCCUGUAAGAAUCAGUUAGGAAUCCUGAACGAACUGGGAGCUGCCGUUACUCUGUUCAAGUGGCAGGUCUACGUGGAUGAGCAGAUUUCACAAGGCCCUGAUAACUCGCCCAAUCUAUUCCACUGGGUCAGCUCUAUUCUACUUGCGACGAUAGCCCGCUCCGGCUGUUCAAAGUCCAUCUUACUACCAAUGAAACUAAAAGACCAGCCAGUGCAGAAUGUUUCCCAAGCAAACGGAACAUCCCAGUCUCUAUUAAAUAUCUGGGUAUUCAACAACAUCUCCUUCUCGUCCACGGGGGAGGGAAGGUCACCGAUGAAGGCUAUAAAGGUGUUUUAUCGCAUGGUUAGUCAAGGUGAAGCAGACAAAUUACUUGACUCUAUGAUGUCAGAUGUACAAGACAUUACCCUACCGGCUGAGGCAAUCGAAAAGGUAAAGGAUAUCCUAAACCGCAACAACUUCUUAUUGCCCCAAAGUGACCGUCAAUUCAAGGAAUGGAAAGUAAGUCUUCUGGAGAAGUGGGAAGGAAAAGACGGGUGA